Molecule: messenger RNA, 880 nt
Organism: Polypterus senegalus (gray bichir)
Lineage: Eukaryota; Metazoa; Chordata; Cladistia; Polypteriformes; Polypteridae
Gene: cart3
Product: cocaine- and amphetamine-regulated transcript protein
Exons: 3
Coding region: 125-463 (112 amino acids)
Biological process (GO): positive regulation of MAPK cascade; adult feeding behavior; negative regulation of appetite
Molecular function (GO): neuropeptide hormone activity
Source: RefSeq, a predicted model, not a curated record
AGAUAAAAAGGUGAUACCACAGCAGAACGACAUUCUGUUUUGCAAGCAUCAUUUCCUAGACGACUUGGAGGAACGAGCGAUUUUGUGUUGUCUUUUUGCCGCUUCCGUUUUGUUUUCUAGAACCAUGGAAAGUCCCAGGCUGUGGAUGAGAGUCGCGAUCUGCGUGGUUUUGCUGUUCUUUGAAUGCAGUGCUGAAACUGGGGACUUUGACAAAAGAGCUCUGACUGAUUUAUAUCCCAAAGACCCUAACCUUACCAACGAGAAGGAGCUUCUGGGAGCUUUGCAAGAAGUGCUUGAAAAACUACAGAGUAAGCGAGUGCCUGCAUGGGAAAAGAAAUUUGGCCAAGUUCCGACGUGCGACGUGGGGGAACAAUGUGCUGUCAGAAAAGGAGCUAGAAUCGGCAAACUGUGUGACUGUCCCAGGGGUGCAAUUUGUAACUUCUUCCUUCUGAAGUGUUUGUGAAGAACCAAGCCAAAUCUGAAAAGUCCGUUGUAACAAUUGUAUAAAAAAAAAAACUAAAAAGAAAAGAUGGACACGGAUUAACUCGUGACUUUUUUCUUCCUUUUUUUCCCCCAAAGUUUCUCUUUUUUUCUUUUUCACUUUUGUGAGAACAAACAGCAACCAUGUCGGACAUUAGAAAUUAUAACGUUAUUUUCCACAGACCCCCAAGUAGCUGAAUUCAUUUUCAUUCAUAAAAUCAGAUGAUAAUCUCUGUGAAAUUAUUUUAUAUUGUGAGCAAUGUGUUUUAUUCAAAAUGAGAUUAUUUUUUAAAUCCAGCAUUGAAAUAAUUCAUAUUGAAAGAAAGCUUGUUUCCUUCCUGCAUCUAAUGGUUUGAUGUCACAUUCACAUUUUCAUAUCCUAAUAAAACAGUCAUUUUUA